AUUAUUGCUGUAUUCAAGAUGGUUUUAAAGUCGUAUCAUUUUAAUUAUUUAAAAUCGUACCUAGGCUUCAACAAGUCUGAAUUCGUAAUUGUUUGUUAUCAUAUGGCAAAGAAUAAAUAAAUUUCGACUCUAGAUCUUUUGUUUCCUUCUCAUCCAAAACAUUUUUUUAGCUUUGCUAUCCUCUAGAGGUUGUUAUCAUUGUUCAUAAAAGUUAAUGUUACAGUUGUGGAUUUGUUUUUUAAUCAUAAGUUUUUUACCCAAAUCUUCAUUUAACCUGUGGUGGUUAUUGAGUGUGAAGUAAUAAAAAUAUCAUGAUGUAAUAAAGAUACCAAGAUGUUAGAACGUUAUCAUAAAAAUAAUGAUAACAAGGCAAGUUUGGUUUAUUAGGAGGAAACUUUAAAAAACCCCCUCAACGGAAAACAAGAUUAAAUCGCACAAAUGAAGAUCUUUCACCUAUAUCUUGGAAUAAAUAUUUCGAAAACAGAAGAAUUGUAGAAAUUGAUGGCAACAAAUUUAUGACAUACUCUUUGGGCGAAUCAAAUUCAGUGUUAAUUGUAUUACUUCAUGGUGGAGGAUUUAAUGCUUUAACAUGGUCUCUUUUUGUGGUAAAUAUACGAACAAAUUUGGAAAAGCAAGUAGAUUGUCAAAUACUAGCUAUAGACCUCAGAGGUCAUGGAAAUACUUUUACAACUGAUGAUAGUGAUUUAUCGAUGACAUCUUUCACAAACGAUGUUAUAAAUAUUUUAUCACAAUUAUAUCAGGAUCAGAUGCCUUCAAUAGUAUUAAUGGGUCAUAGUUUAGGAGGUGCUAUAGCAGUGAAUGUAGCUUCAAUGUCUGAAUCAAAAUUACCAAUUAUUGGAUUGGUUGUAAUUGAUGUUGUUGAAGGUUCAGCUAUGGAGUCUUUAGCAAGUAUGCAAAGUUUCCUGAGGAGUCGACCAAAGUCUUUCAAAAGCAUUAAAGAUGCUAUUUCAUGGGGGAUGGGUAAUGGGCAUAUAAAAAAUGAAGAAUCAGCUCGAGUUUCUAUACCAGGACAAAUAAAAAAUGUUAUAACUGGCAAACUUGCAUCAGAAGAAUUUGAAGAUCAAACAAUUAAUAUCCAGGAUGUGUCUGAAUCAGAUGAAUCAUCUCAAUAUACUACUAUCCAUUCUAUAAAUGAAGAUGAAGUGUGCAAUUUACCAACCUUUUCACCUCCAAGAGUUACAGAUAAUUAUACAUGGCGAAUUGACUUAUGUAAAACUGAGAAACAUUGGUCUGGGUGGUUCCAAGGUUUAUCAAAAAAAUUUUUGACUAUUCAUGCUCAAAAGCUAUUGUUAUUAGCAAAUAUUGAUAGAAUGGAUAAAGAUUUAACUGUUGGGCAAAUGCAAGGUAAAUUUGAAAUGCAAGUAUUAACUAGAGUUGGACAUGCAGUUCAAGAAGAUGAUCCAGAUAAAGUUGCCAGUAUUUUGGCCAACUUCUUAGUGAGAAAUAAAUUUACCACACCAAAAGCAGAUUUUGUUCGAAUUCUCCCAGGAUGCUAAAAUGCUGCAGUAAAAUAUUUAUAGGUAGGUGAACUACACUAACAAGUAGCAUUAAAUUUGUUUAAAAUUGUAUUUAUAAACUUUUUCAUUGACACUAAAAAAUUAUUUAAAAUAAAUUGAAAAAUUAAAUUAUUAGGUUAAUAUAUUUUAAUAGGAUUAGAAAAAGCAUGUUAAAAAGUUUAAUAAUAGAUGUGAAAGAAAUACAUUUUUCGAAUUAUGAUAUAAAAAGUACAUUUAAAUAAUUUAAUUAUUAUUAACAGAUAAUAAACAUUCAAUUAAUAUAAAAAUUAAUAAAUAGUUUUAUAUUCAAUCUUA
Molecule: messenger RNA, 1832 nt
Organism: Daktulosphaira vitifoliae (grape phylloxera)
Lineage: Eukaryota; Metazoa; Arthropoda; Insecta; Hemiptera; Phylloxeridae
Product: protein phosphatase methylesterase 1
Exons: 10
Coding region: 516-1517 (333 amino acids)
Biological process (GO): protein demethylation
Molecular function (GO): protein methylesterase activity
Source: RefSeq, a predicted model, not a curated record